UUUUUUAAAUGGACCUCUGAGAACGUUUGAGAGAUCUAGACCGUUUAUUGAGAUCGGACGGUGAUUAUCUAAUCUAAACGGUAAGUUUGUAAGAUCAUGUGGGACCGGGACGAUCUAUUUAUUAUUAUUAUACCUCUCUGUUACAAACAAACACAUGUUUAUCACGGAGAAGGAAAGAAGAGAUGGAGAUGAUGAUUCUCAAGAAACUGUUUAUAAUGGACAUGAUGAUGUUGCCUCCUUUAAAUGGAACAGGAGCAGCAGUGAUUGAUGAUCUAACAGACAUUGACAUCAAGCUACCAAUGCUAGUCUUUGUAUGGAGAUAGAAGCCGCUUGGUUAUGAGAUUGCUGGAGCCACCAAUUGCUUUGGUUAGGACCAGAGCAAUCACGUCAUUUAUUCUCAACCACAACACUGUCUUCUUUGAUGUUAGUAGUCUUGCAUCUUAUUUUGAGUGUUUGUGUUUGGUUUGAUCUAUGUAACUGUGUUUAUGUAAUCACACAAGUAUGCUUUCUGGUUAGUCCGAGACAGAGUAAGAAGACAUCAUACACAUGACAUUGGAGAAUUAUAAGGCAAAAUCUUCCAUAUAGAGAUAAAUCAUCUCUAAAGACUUUUGAGAACCAAAAUAAGGAGUAGUAUCUGCACAAAAUUACUCAUAGAAUCAAUAAUAAACAAAAAAAAAAAACUUUAACCUGAACUAUGUGUGAAUAAUUGAUAAGAAUUGUAGCUAUGAACUAUUCUCUCUAUCACUUCUCAAUCCAAGAUACAAACUCAAGAACCCUAACAAUGGAGAUUUGUUCUCCUCUAACAAACCAUACGUUUGUUACACGCACAUCAAUACAUGCAUAACUUCUUCAAUACUCUCCUAUCUAUUUAUAUACAACUCAUUGGGACUCUCAAGCGGUUACACAAUCUAUUUCUUCUUGCUCUGUUUUUAACUAUGUUUCACGUGCCUUCUCUGCUUCUCUUUGCUUAUUCACGUGCCUCAACGACUCCUUUUGAGCUACCACACAUGCCUCUUAUCAAUAAGCUAACUAUAUUUUUAUUUUUUCUUCCCACAAGAACAUAUUCAACCGCCGGUAGAAUACUUGAAAAGAAGUUUGCUCUUCUAAAUUGCGUCUACAGUCUGGUUUGAACUGUCUGAAGCAACACUACUCUGUUUCGGCAAGGUUUACACAAUCUUUAACAGAAUUGUUUCCAGUUGAAAACCACCAAGGAAACUCUGCUUAUCUUCGGUUUAGUCCUCAUG
Messenger RNA from Arabidopsis lyrata subsp. lyrata, 1244 nucleotides. RefSeq lists its product as uncharacterized. The coding region runs from base 183 to 323 and encodes 46 amino acids. NCBI's taxonomy places the organism in Eukaryota, Viridiplantae, Streptophyta, Magnoliopsida, Brassicales, Brassicaceae. The transcript has a single exon. The record is from RefSeq and is a predicted model, not a curated record.